AAAUCUAGCCCAGUCGCGGUUUAUCAGCCGAGCUGUAACGAAAAAGAGAGCGGAGGUGCAUGCUUCCAAGUAACUGCAGUGCCUCCUCCGUUCACCUUAAAUUUAAUCGUGGUAUCCGUCCUUUAUCCUUUGCAACGUAUUCAUUUCAAACAAAAAAAAGUACAAAACGAGUUGUAUAAAAUUACGCAUUCAAGUGUCGUCGUUGGAUUUCCACUCUACACUUUAUCGAUUAACUACUCGAGCCCCCUAAGCCAAAGGAUCGUGGAAUUGAAAAGGGUUAAAACUUGAAACACUGGAACCAGGAAGAUGGCGGACAGAUUGUACUACCCCAAUCCUGAAAUCGCGAAAAAUGCGCACUGCAGCAGCAUGGAACAAUACAGAAAUAUGCAUGAAAAGUCUGUGAAGAAUCCGACAGAAUUCUGGAGCGAAAUUGCAAAACAGUUUUAUUGGGAAACUCCGGCAGUGGAUGAUAAAUUCUUUUCAUAUAAUUUCGACUUGAGCAAGGGAGAUAUUUUCAUAAAAUGGAUGGAGGGUGCGUCAACGAACAUCAGCUUCAACCUAUUGGACAAAAAUGUGAAGAGUGGAAACGGCGACAAGAUUGCGUUUUAUUGGGAGGGCAACGACCCGGACGAUUAUUCACGUCUGACGUACAGAAAACUAUUGGAGGAAGUAUGCAGGUUUGCAAAUGUCUUAAAAUCCAAAGGAGUGACGAAGGGAGAUCGUGUUGCGAUUUACAUGCCUAUGAUCCUGGAACUGCCUAUUGCCAUGCUCGCGUGUACCAGAAUCGGCGCUGUUCACAGCGUAGUGUUUGGAGGGUACUCAUCGGAUGCGCUGGCGGAGCGUAUCAUGGAUUCAAAAGCGAAAAUUCUGAUUACGACUGACGGUGUGUGGAGGGGCGAGAAGCUUAUAUCUUUGAAGACGAUCUGUGACGAUGCUUUGAAGAAAGUUAAAAAGUAUACCCACGUGGUUGAGUGUUGUAUAGUAGUUGCACAUUUGAGAAGACUGAAUAAUCCACACGGUGCCAAGCUACAUUCAACAGAAAAAACGAAUGGAGUGAACGGUACGAGCGAUGGAAAUGAUUCUAACAUCCCACAAAUUCCAUGGGACGAUAACCGCGAUUGUUGGUGGCACGAUGAAGUGGAAGAUGCUGAAAACAAGUGUUAUCCAGUUUGGAUGAAUGCGGAAGAUCCACUUUUUAUUUUAUACACAAGUGGUUCCACGGGGAAACCAAAAGGCGUUCUACAUACGACGGCCGGAUACUUGAUCUAUGCAGCCACGACGUUUAAGUAUGUGUUUGAUUAUCACCCUGGUGACGUGUACUGGUGUACAGCUGACGUUGGUUGGAUCACUGGUCAUACUUACGUCGUGUAUGGUCCGUUAGCAAAUGGAGCUACUUCUAUUAUUUUUGAAGGGACACCGUUUUAUCCAGGAAAUGAUCGAUACUGGGCAGUCAUCGAUAAAUAUAAAGUCACGCAAUUUUAUACUGCGCCAACAGCAAUUAGAUCGCUAAUGAAGUUUGGAGAUGAUUUGGUAAAGAAACAUAAUUUGUCUACUUUAAAGGUUUUGGGUUCGGUUGGAGAGCCAAUUAAUUCUGAAGCAUGGCUGUGGUUUUAUAAUUUUGUGGGUCAUGGAAAAUGCAGUAUAUCAGACACGUUUUGGCAAACGGAAACUGGUGGCCACGUGAUCACUCCUCUUCCUGGUGCUACUCCAAUGAAACCAGGUUCUGCAACGUUCCCAUUCUUUGGCGUUUUGCCAGAAAUUCUGGACGAAGACGGACGAUUAAUCGAAGGCGAAGGCGAGGGAUAUCUAGUUUUUCGCCAACCUUGGCCAGGAAUGAUGAGGUCUCUCCAUGGAAAUCAUCAACGUUUCCAAAGCACAUAUUUCGAUAAAUUUCAUGGAUAUUAUUGCACGGGAGAUGGUGCUAGACGUGAUGCGGAUGGUUAUUUUUGGAUAACUGGUCGUAUUGAUGAUAUGUUAAAUGUGUCUGGUCAUCUUAUGUCUACAGCAGAAGUAGAAGGUGUAUUGACUGAACAUCCUUCUGUAGCUGAAUCUGCGGUAGUUAGUAAGCCACAUUCUGUCAAAGGACAAUGCCUUCAUUGUUUCGUUACACCCAACGAGGGUGCCAAAUUUGACAAAAAGCUUCAAGAUGAGCUUAAAAAGAGAGUGCGCGAGCGAAUCGGCCCCUUCGCUCAACCAGAUGUGAUUCAACACGCGCCAGGACUGCCAAAAACACGGUCGGGCAAGAUUAUGAGACGUAUACUUAGAAAAAUCGCAGCAGGGGAUAGAAACGUCGGUGAUAUAUCAACAUUAGCCGAUGAAAGCAUCGUUGAUGUCCUUUUUCAAUUGAGACCGCAGGUUUAAACAAAUGUCGACGAUAUAGCGUCAUUCAAUGGAAACGUAGUAGCUUAGAAAUGAAUGAUAACGACACGCUUCCGAUGACCGAUAAAUAAGUAAGACUUUCGAGUUAUUGAAUAUACUGAAAAGAAUAACGCGAGAAGUUAAUUUUAGAAUGCAGGGGAAUAUGUAACUUGUCGAAAUAUAGAGAAUAACUUUUGUUAAUAGAGAAAGAUCAGUCCCUGUAGUCAUAUUUUAAGAAUGAAAUUUUUAUUUUAUACGUCAGAAUCCCGUUCGUUAAUAAUUAUUAUUCACGUCACUAUUUAUGAAUUAUUUUAUAGACGUUUAUUACGCAAUAAUUGUUACUGCUUUCAGCCGAAUAUCGCCGGCGCAGUAUCUCUAACAGAAGUGCUUGAAAAAAA
This is a messenger RNA of Bombus impatiens (common eastern bumble bee), 2756 nucleotides long. It is a transcript of the gene AcCoAS, whose product is annotated as acetyl-coenzyme A synthetase. The transcript is spliced from 11 exons. Gene Ontology annotation, molecular function: acetyl-CoA synthetase activity. The record is from RefSeq and is a predicted model, not a curated record. NCBI's taxonomy places the organism in Eukaryota, Metazoa, Arthropoda, Insecta, Hymenoptera, Apidae. Bases 307 to 2361 code for a protein of 684 amino acids. Gene Ontology annotation, biological process: acetyl-CoA biosynthetic process.